Molecule: messenger RNA, 282 nt
Organism: Necator americanus (New World hookworm)
Lineage: Eukaryota; Metazoa; Nematoda; Chromadorea; Rhabditida; Ancylostomatidae
Exons: 1
Coding region: 1-282 (93 amino acids)
Source: RefSeq, a predicted model, not a curated record
AUGUGGUGUACCUGUAGAGGACAAGUGGAAAAUGUCAACAUUUUCCACAGCCAUCGAAAGCAGAAAACUACAGAAAAUCGUCUUCGCUUCUUCGCUCAUAUAUUGAGAAAACCAGCAGAUCGUUUGUUCAACGUGUUUGAUGAGUUUGUCGAGCUCAAGUUGAAGAAGGCAUCAGCUCCUAUCGGUUCUCUUCUGGCGAAGCUCCCUUGGUUGAAAAGAAAAUUUGUGACCGAACGACAAAGAGCAAACUACAAAGUCGUUAACGUUAGUCCUUCAUUUUAG